AUGGAAUUACCCCCAGGCUCUUCAGAUCUGGUUGCUUAUCCAGACAGUAAGGUGGACAUUGGAGACCAAGAACAAUCUCCAGAAGAGAAAUCCUUGCCAGGGGACAUAGACUCAAUAGGAGACGCAAUCUCUUUACGUGGGCUUAAGGAAAAGGCAGGUCGGCAGGAAGUGCAGCAACUGAACGAGAUUUCUGACUUCACUGUCACUGACUCUGACAAAAACGUGACAACAAACACAAGCCAGGAACCUACCCCUAUGACUACUUCUUCUCCUUCUUCUCCUAAGGACGAAAUGGUUCUUUGUUCUGAAGUAAACUACCAAGAGGCCUUGGAGAAGAAGAAGAUCCGUGCAGAAGCUAUUACUUUCCUCCGUGCUCGGGCGCAGGCGCGUCUGGCCCGGUUGGACGCAUUGUCUGAGGAAGUUUUGCUAAGCCGAACGAGCGAGCAGUAUCAAUACCACCCCAACGAGCGUAACAGCGUGUCAAUCUCUCCCCAGGUCCUUGCCGAACCGAGCAUUACAUCUGCCGUCAAGAUGGAGCCAGUCCAGGCAGCUAAGAAAAAGAAGACGAAGAGCAAGAGGAUGCCUAAGACGCGAGUGCCUCUUGAUAUGAGAAACACUGACUCUCCCAACAAUCACACGUUGAACCCGGCUAGUCUAAGUGUGCGUGUGUUGAAUGUGCAGCCCUUACGCAAGGAGGCAACUCCUAGUGAUGCCCCGUCUUAUUCGACUCGAUUUCAGGAUCUGUCGGAGCCCAGCCCAUCCCCAUGCUGUCAGGAAGCUGAUCUCAAGACUGAACAUUCCGACUCUACUGCACCGGGAAAGGACUUCGCAGCCCCUUCUGCGACUCAAUAUGAGAACCGAUUGCAAGUCGAACACAAGGAUACGACCGAUUGUCACGAAGGUUACUCGACGGGGCAGACCUACCGGGAUGCACUUCUAGGUACAAUGGAUCGCAGAGACAAAAGGCACGUCUCAUGUACAGAUACGGCGACAAAAGGUGGCAUAACAGAGCACAACGGUGCGCUACAUGCACAUCCAACCCCGCUCGCAAUCGAAGAGUGGCCGAGUAUCACUGGAGGUACACCUGCUGAGAGAGAUACACGUGAUACAAGUCCCAAGGCUGCUUCCUCGAUCGAUUUAGGACAAGAUGAGGAGGUACCAAGCGCAGGAUCUUCCACCUGUGCUCAGCCAUCGUACAGUGGUCACCCUACACGCAAAAAUAAGGCUUCUUCAAAAGAAAAGCUACCUCCUAUACAAGAAGUGAUAAGUUGGACCAGCGCCGAACCUCAGGGCACGCCACAGACCGAAUCCUCUGAGAUCGAAGCCACGGAAACCAAGAACCACCACCAGAAGAUCUUCACCGAGACAGGAACUGUUGUGAUCUCCCAAACAAAGAGCAGCCAUGCACACCCCUCGUCAUCUUUGAGCCUUGAGAGACCAGGUCGAUGUACCACAACCGCGCAAAAGUACAUAUCCACCCAGAAACCAGAAGGAUUUUUCUGGCAGCUCGAUAGUCAUGGAUUUCCCUGCGCGAAGGCAGGAUGUGAAAAGCGUUGUAACUUAUGGGAUGGUGCAACUGUCAUCUGCCCUCGAUGCGGGCCAUUCUCUGAAAUUCGUUAUUGCUGCAAAGAGCACCUCCUGGAAGACAUAAAAUAUCAUUGGCUAUACUGCGGACAGAUGACUUUUGAACAUCCUUGCCGAGAGAAUUCGAUCCCCGGGGAUGUGCGAGAUGGGCUACCCUUGGUUCCUUGUCUACACCCUUAUGAUACACCUGAACGUCAUCGUCAGGCCGUGUAUUUCAAUGCAGAGGUUCGUGAGGGGGAUUAUUUCAUCUUCUCAGACUGGACCGAUCUGGUGAAAGCCGGCUUCCCAGAGAGCAAUGUCGAGGUGCGGUGUUCAAGUCAAGUCAUCUAUACCAUUAGGUUCGAAGAUGCAAGUGAGAAAGACCGGUUUCGUCGUGCUCUAGCGACAUGCCUCUUCAUGACAAUCGAAGUUACCGAACUUGUAGAUUUUCUAUUCCGGCUAAUUCGAGACAAACUCCGAUCACAGACCGCCCCCAUAGAGCUUGAAGCCACGCUCAAGUAUCAAUUUCAACAAGAAUUCUGCGUGACCAUACAGCCACAUAUCACCGGAGAGAGACACGCCUGUGUGACGGAUUGGGAUGGAAGGAACCGCCGUAAUUGCCAGGAUGCUAUCUGCAGAGCUGAAUACCGUCGUUUGCUUGGAUCCCUUGGGGGAAAGGGUCAUUGUCAGCUCAUUGAUCACUUGGAAGGCAGUUACUGGAUUCUUCGAGCGGCAAGAACCACCCAUCCGGAUGUAACUGAUGCCAAAGCGCGUAUGUGUGGAGAGGGCUUCAGCGACGUCGCGGAUGAAGAUAGAAGAGAGUUCCGCCGGGGCGCAGGAUGGGAUGGUGCUGGGACUGGGGAUAUGGAGAUCGAGGGAUUCAAUGAUGAUUGA
Molecule: messenger RNA, 2457 nt
Organism: Aspergillus pseudotamarii
Lineage: Eukaryota; Fungi; Ascomycota; Eurotiomycetes; Eurotiales; Aspergillaceae
Exons: 4
Coding region: 1-2457 (818 amino acids)
Source: RefSeq, a predicted model, not a curated record